Molecule: messenger RNA, 2003 nt
Organism: Daucus carota subsp. sativus
Lineage: Eukaryota; Viridiplantae; Streptophyta; Magnoliopsida; Apiales; Apiaceae
Product: clathrin interactor EPSIN 1
Exons: 12
Coding region: 198-1841 (547 amino acids)
Biological process (GO): endocytosis
Cellular component (GO): clathrin vesicle coat; endosome; plasma membrane
Molecular function (GO): phospholipid binding; clathrin binding
Source: RefSeq, a predicted model, not a curated record
CCAAAAAACUACACAUAAACAAAAAGAAAUCGGUAUUUACCAUCAACAAAUUGCCAGCGAAUCGCCUGAUUCCGCCCACCUCAUUUUUUAUACAGCUAUCUCUCUCAGAUCUCUCUCUCGAUCUCUCUCUCCCCCCGCAUAAACACACAUAUAUUUUAUUAUCUUCUCCCAGCUUUCAAUUUUUGAUCUGCAGAAAGAUGGAUUUCAUGAAGGUGUUUGAUCAAACUGUUCGCGAAAUCAAGAGGGAGGUGAAUUUGAAGGUUUUGAAGGUUCCGGAAAUCGAACAGAAGGUGCUCGAUGCAACUGAUGAUGAACCUUGGGGGCCUCAUGGUACUGUAUUGGCAGAGAUUGCACAAGCUACUAAGAAAUUCUCAGAAUGUCAGAUGGUAAUGAAUGUUCUCUGGACAAGAUUGACUGAAACUGGCCGGAACUGGAGAUUUGUUUACAAGUCAUUAGCAGUGAUAGAGUAUUUGGUGGCUAAUGGAUCUGAGCGAGCAGUAGAUGACAUAAUCGAGCAUACUUUUCAAAUCUCGGCCCUUUCCAGUUUUGAAUAUGUUGAGCCAAGUGGGAAGGAUAUGGGAAUCAAUGUGCGGAAGAAGGUGGAGAACAUAGUGGCUCUUUUAAAUAACAAAGACAAGAUACAAGAAGUAAGAGAUAAGGCCUCUGCGACCCGUGAUAAGUAUUUUGGACUUUCGUCAACUGGAAUAACAUACAAGUCUGGUUCAGCGGCAUUGGGUAGCAGUAGCUCUAGGGGUGGUGACCGGUAUGGAGGCUUCGGCAAUUCAAGAGAUGCUGAUGCAUUUAGUGACAGCUAUAAAGACAGGGACCGAUUUGGCGAAGAUAGUUUCCAGAAGAGUACUAGUAAGACACGCAGGGGAGCUACCGGUGACAAUUUUGAUAGUUCAUUGAAGAAGGGAACCUCUCAAGAGGGCAGGUUUCAAGGCACUUCUGCUGCAUCCAAGCAAGUGAAGAAUAAGAAUGAUAAUCAUGGGUCACCACCCUCACAAAGCUCCACUGCGCCUUCUAAUAAAUAUGAGGAUACUUUUGAUGAUUUUGAUCCUCGUGGAACCAGCUCUAAGCCUGCUGCUGUAAUCCCUAAUGAAGUGGAUUUGUUUGGACUCCUUGAUGCACCAGCAUCGGUUCCCACUGAAAAUCAUGGUGCGAGUAACACUUCAGCAGAUGUUGAUCUGUUUGCCGAUGCAGAUUUUGUUUCAGCACCAUCCAAUGUGGAUUCAGGGGCUAAUGUCGAUCUAUUUUCAUCCCAUCCUGCUUCUUCAACAGUAGACUUUUUUGCUGCUCCUGAUCCAGUGACAACAAAAGUAGAUAAACCCUUUGCCUCCCAACAUGAGGUCAAACCUUUACAGUCGGAGCAAAUGAACACCACAGCAGUUGAUCCAUUUGCUGCGGUCCCGCUAAACAAUUAUGACAGCUCAGAUUUCUUUGGUUCAUUUACUUCUCAGACUGAUUCAUCCCCUAAAGAGCCCGUUCAAAAAGGUUCUUCUGAUGUCAGUCCUAGCAGCAUAAGUGAUAAGACUCAACCUCCACCGAAGACUGGUGGGUUUCAAGUUAAAUCUGGAAUAUGGGCAGAUUCUUUAAGUCGUGGAUUGAUUGAUCUUAAUAUAAGUGCACCGAAGAAGGUAAAUUUAGCAGAUGUCGGCGUAGUGGGUGGCCUGACGGAAACAGAUGAUAAUGCCAAGGCAACGCAACCUUCUUACCACAUGGGCAGGGCUAUGGGUUCAGGGUCUGGUCUUGGUAUAUCUGGUUUCACAUCACCUAGUGGAGAUGACUUCUUCUCAAGUUCCAGUAGCCAAGAUUACCAAUUUGGUGGUUUCCAGAAGUAAUAUCCUUAAUUUGUUACCAAAAUAUAUUGUUAAAAUCACAAGUUUUAUGCCAUGAGUUGAUUUGUUAGUGUGUUGACUACUUUUGAGAAUGUUUUGUGAUGUGUAAUAUUGAUGCUGAUUAUUCAAAAGUUGCAAAAUCAAGUAUAAGUAAAGUUUUGGCAA